AUACAAUCCAACAAACUACCUAUCUUAACCGGGCUUUCUCAGUCUCCUCAGUAUCUUGACUUCAUAUAAAUUCAAAUAUUGGCAAACACCUCCCACUUCCAUGCAACGACAAAAGCGACGACCAACAGACUCUAUUGACGAGCCUUCCUCGUCCUCCAAGCGAGCUCCACCAUACAAGAAGACGCGGAUCGUCGAACCAGGUGAAGAUCCAGCCACUUUCGCUGAAGAAGUCGACUCUGCUCUCGAAAACCCGUCUGCUCAUCGCAAAGGGCGCGUCAAGAAUGAGGGAUAUGAUUCGGACUCUAGCGAUGACGGCGAAGGUGUAGUCUAUAGCAGGAAAAAGGAAACAGAGAACAAUGACGACGACGACAUGUUCGCGGCAGCCGAGAAAGAGGAAAAGGCUGAAGAAACGAGCACAAAGAAGAAGAAGGAGAGUUAUAUGCGGCUAGGUGAUAUUGAAGGACAGGAAUUCGGCAAGUCUGAUUCAGAUGAAGACGAUUUGGAGGAAGAACCAGAGGAUGAAGACGACGCUGAACGCAGGAAAAAAGCCGGAAUGGGAUAUGAACUGUCCUCGUUCAAUAUGAGAGAAGAGAUGGAGGAAGGAAAGUUUACGGAAGAUGGGUCUUAUGUUCGCUCAUUUGACCCUCAUGGCAUUCACGAUCGCUGGAUGGAGGGUCUAGACGAGAAGGAGAUCAAGCUAGCACGAAAACGGAAGCGACAGCAGGAGCAGAUACAAAAGGAAAGAAUAAUGGCAGAGGAAAAGGAACUUGAGGAGAGCGGUGGCAAGCCCACGCUGGAGAAACAGCUGUUGCCACUGCUCAAAAAGGGCGAAACCGUGUUAGAAUCAUUACAACGACUGGGUGUAGAAGUCAAGAAAGCGAAGAGAAGAUCGAAAAAGAACGCCCCGAGUGAUACCAUGAACGUGGAACCAGUCGCCAAGGUGCCCUCUGACAUUGAGCAUAUCACUCAUUUGGCUUCGACCAUCAUGUCACUAGGAGACACGGAUAUAUAUUCCAAAACCUACGAAGAGUUAGUCCGCUCUGUCAGAUCCUCUGGCACAGUCGACGCGAACUGGGUCCCUCCAUCUGCGAAUAAAAAGUACGAGUACAAGUGGGAUAUGCCUGGUGCUAGUCAAUCCGAUCAGAUCUUUGGUCCGUUUGAAGAGGAGGAGAUGCAAUCAUGGUUCAAAGCAUCUUACUUUGGACCCUCAGGAGAGAAAGUCAAAGUCAGACAUGUAGGGGGAGAGUGGAUGGAUUGGGAUGAACUGCUACCAUGACAUGUUUUCUUACUACUUCCUAACAUGUAUCUUUAUUGUAUCUCUACUCCAGCUCUAUUCCAGAAUCGUACUUAAGUCGACAGGUUUUCAGCUUUCUAAUAUACAUAUAUAUA
Lentinula edodes (shiitake mushroom) is the source of this 1389-nucleotide messenger RNA. RefSeq lists its product as uncharacterized. The transcript has 3 exons. Gene Ontology annotation, cellular component: U5 snRNP. The record is from RefSeq and is a predicted model, not a curated record. Gene Ontology annotation, molecular function: protein binding. Bases 101 to 1276 code for a protein of 391 amino acids. NCBI's taxonomy places the organism in Eukaryota, Fungi, Basidiomycota, Agaricomycetes, Agaricales, Omphalotaceae.